This is a messenger RNA of Microdochium trichocladiopsis, 1806 nucleotides long. Its product is annotated as heterokaryon incompatibility protein-domain-containing protein. NCBI's taxonomy places the organism in Eukaryota, Fungi, Ascomycota, Sordariomycetes, Xylariales, Microdochiaceae. The transcript is spliced from 2 exons. The coding region runs from base 37 to 1806 and encodes 589 amino acids. The record is from RefSeq and is a predicted model, not a curated record.
GGCCAAGCUUGUCCUUGGAUUACCAUAGGCAGCCGCAUGAUGUUACAAAACAACCUUUCAGUCGGCCUGCCCAUGUGUGGCACCGCAGGUCACGUAUAUGACGACCCUAAUACGGACAAGUUCUGGGAAUUCGUCGAGCGGCAGAUCAAAGUAUGUACUGAGGAACACGAUAAUUGUCGGGCUUGCGACCGCCAGGCGGAGACUGCAGGACUGUUGCCGACACGGCUCAUUCAGCUCGACACUCCGACAGAGCGCGAGCUAUCUAUCAGGUUGGUAGAUACACAUGAAGAGCCUGACAUGCACGGCAAGACAUAUGUAGCACUUUCGCAUCGCUGGGGAGAGAAGAUGCCAAUCACGACAACUCGGGAGACAUUCUCGGUCAGGAAGUUCGACAUCCCAUGGAACUCACUCUCCCUGACCUUCCAAGACGCUAUCAGAGUUGCCCUUCGCAUCGGCAUCCAUCUCAUCUGGAUAGACUCUCUAUGUAUCAUUCAAGGCGACAAGGAUGAUUGGGAGAUCGAGGCGGCGAAAAUGGCAUCCAUCUAUCGCAGCGCCUUUGCAGUCAUCUCGGCUACCUCAGCGAACGGGCCCCACGACGGCUUUCUCGAUAGAGAAGCUUCCUAUGCCCCUGUUCGCGGCACAACCGUCACAGAGGAACCUUUCGAACUAUAUCUGCGAAGAUCGCGCCUCCAUCACGGGUACUUCACAGGCUCCAACGACGCCUUGGAGCCUGGCGACCAUGCUUUGCUCUCCCGUGCCUGGUGCUUCCAGGAGAGACUCCUCGGAACCCGGGUGAUCCACUUUGUCAAGGACGAUAUCAUCUUCGAGUGCCUUCACGGCGCAGUCUGUCAGUGCGGCGGUCUCCCCCGGCACCGCAGCAUUGAAUCGAGCAACGCCAGACGUUACGUGGAUUCUCUGCGCUGCUCUACCUGCGGCGCCGAGUCAGUCUCUGUCACGGACAACUCGUGGCAGAGAGAACACGCCGAAGGUUGCUCAGCCAUCGUUUUCUCUGCCUGGGAGGACAUUGUCGCCGAUUACUCCAAGACCUCGAUAACCUUUCCUGCGGAUUGGCUGCCUGCGCUGUCGGGUAUUGCCAACCAGUUGUCGGAGCAAGUGAAGAGUCGCUACUUUGCUGGCCUAUGGGGUAAUAACAUCCUCGACGGGCUGCUAUGGGUACCCUGUGAGAAUCGUGAAAGCAGCCGCCAACCAAGAAACCAGAGCAAAGCUUACAUAGCACCGAGCUGGAGCUGGGCUGGCGUCCAAAAGGAAGUGAGCUAUGCUUACCUGAGACAGAAAGCCCGGGGGUCGCCGAGAUACUACCCAGAAUUUGAUAUCAACAAUUCAGACUGUGUCUUGGACAGCCAUCACAACCCUUUUGGCACUGUAUCUGCUGGAUGGCUACGUCUCAAGGGCCCUGCCCUACCAGCAACACUCGCCGCUCUUGCCGAUCGGAAACCUCCUCUAAUCAGGGGCAAGCUGCAGACAGAUGGCAUUCCCAACGCCGACAGGGCUGAUUUGAUGGACUUCAUUGCGGAUGACCCCGUCACGCUCCAAGGUCGAGUGGGACACCGAGUCUGGCUUCUGCCGGUCGUGCAGAGAAGUACGCGAGAUACGUGGUCUCUCGCCCUCGUGUUGGCAGAGCCGUUUUCGAUGACCAGCAAGGGGCGGAGCGGCGUUGACGACCUACCGGAUACCGUGCGUAACCACCACACAGUCUUGCAGCGGGUUGGGCUUAUGGAGAGCUAUUGCCAUGACGAUCUGCAACAUGAUCGAUACUCGGAGGAGAUUGACUUCUAUUUGAUUUGA